This is a messenger RNA of Gossypium raimondii (Peruvian cotton), 1065 nucleotides long. RefSeq names its product probable disease resistance protein At4g27220. The record is from RefSeq and is a predicted model, not a curated record. The transcript has a single exon. NCBI's taxonomy places the organism in Eukaryota, Viridiplantae, Streptophyta, Magnoliopsida, Malvales, Malvaceae. Bases 1 to 1065 code for a protein of 354 amino acids.
AUGCCUUGUCUUAGUGUUCUCAAUUUGGCUUUUACAAAGAUCGAGAGUUUACCAAAUUCCAUCUCUGAACUAAAGAACCUCACAACAUUGUUGCUUCGUGGCUGUGAAGAAAUAAGAGAUCUGCCAUGUCUUUCGAUGCUUCAAGAAUUGAAGAAGUUGGAUCUCUCUAGGACUCAAAUUGAGGAAGUCCCUGAAGGAAUGGAUAUGCUGAUAAAGCUAAGAUAUCUUGAUCUUAGUGUGCGCACUCUGAAAGAGAUACCCGCUGGACUUUUACCAAAACUCGUUCACCUUCAGCACUUGGGUUUUCAUGAGAGCAAUGAAAAAACAAGUCUAAAAGCAGAGGAGAUGGAACCAUUGAAGAAGUUGGAGUGCUUUACCGGACGUUUCGAAGACAUCGGUGAAUUGAAUAAGUUCAUCUCCUCAAUGCAACAAAGUAAGAAAAAUCUCAUAAAGUAUUAUUUACAGGUGGGCUCAUCUCUUAUGGGUAGUACAACAGAUAAAGUAGUAACAAUUGGAGGAGUCCAGAAUUGGGAAGGUGAGUUAAUUAUGCACCCAAUUGAAAUUCAAGAGUUGAUUAUUUUAAGGUGCGACUAUUUGAGAAACUUAGUCGAUGAUAAUUCUUCCUUCAAAAAUGCGAUUGACUUGAGGAUUUGUAGUAUUUGGGGGUGUAAAGGGAUAGAGUGUGUUGUUCCCUUGUCCUCUUUUGCCUCUUCUUCCGCUCAUCCAUUUCAGAGCCUCGAGGUGUUGAAUCUUCAAUGGCUGCCAAAGUUGAGUGCCCUUAUUAUGAAUGAUGAAGGAAUUGGUUCAGCAACAACAUCAACAUUGGUUCCGUCUGCCACCUUUUCCCAUCUUAAGAAAAUUUUUGUACAGGGAUGCUCAAGUAUGAAGACGUUGCUUCCACAUUGGUUGCUUCCAAACCUCCAAAACCUGGAAGAUAUUUGGGUGGAAAAAUGUGAUGAGAUAGUAGAAAUAUUGGGAGCAGCAACAUCAGAAGUUGAAGAAAAAGGGAGUGAUGCAUUAAUCCAAUUCCAUCUUCCCAAAUUGAGAAAGUUGUCAUUCCGGUAA